UGUUCAGCUCUCGCUCAGCUCAGCGCGGCCGCAAAAUACAUACGCGAACCGCUUUGAAACCGCGUGGUCUCUCCCGGUGCCCAGUCAUCACCAUCUCUCUGUUUCUCUUGGUCCGCACCGUGGCGAGUGUAGAGAGUGGGUUCAAGAGCAGCUGGUUCCGAGGACUGAUUGAGGACCUCCGUGCAGCGGAUUAGGGGCGGACCUUCUGGAACACACCUGUGGGGCGCAGAACGCCAUUGCAGCCAUGACCAUCGUGCGGCGUCGUAACUUGAUCCGCUGAAGAUAUCUAGGUCAACCAGGCAGGGGAGCGCCCAACUAGCCCGGCGCAAGGUCGUCAACAUGGUGAUCACGUCUACGAACAAGAUGUUUUUGCUGACCUUUGUCCUGUUUGUCCUGUGUGUGGUUCUGUUCUUCGUUCUGGUGUCCCUUCGGAAGAGCGAAAAAACAAGUCAAUGGGAGGCCUUCAUCAACCGCGGGCAGUCUCGGCUGACCGACAGUGGCGAUACCAAUCAUUGGUACUUUGUGAUAAGAGAUCUCGACAAAAUUCGGCACCUAUCGGAGGUGCGUAACAUCGAACGGGCCACGUGGAUCGAAAAGACCGCCGCGGGAUUCGUGCUGCACGGCACCGACUACGAGAUCGCGUUCGAUCGGGUGGUUCCGGGAUUGAAGCACCACCACCCGAUGCACCCCCAGGCAGAGGAGGAAGACUACACGCUGGCACUGGUCAAGCGGAAGCUGUAUCCCUGGGACGUGAAAAGUAAACGAAACGACGAGAAGGGUUGACGGAUUGUUGACAUUUUGACGGUUUUUUUUUAUAAUCUGCGAUUACCAGUUUGUUCAAAAUGACACUAGAGUGGAUUAGGAUUAGGCGUUCAGUGUGUAGCUGGAAUCAUUUUUAUUAACCUCGUGAUAAUGUACAGAUUUUUUUUUUAACAAAUCGUCAGUACUUAAAAUAAAUUUGCCAUGUUUUCAGCCAACAACUCAAAACACACAAAAAACGUUA
Culex quinquefasciatus (southern house mosquito) is the source of this 1003-nucleotide messenger RNA. RefSeq lists its product as uncharacterized. NCBI's taxonomy places the organism in Eukaryota, Metazoa, Arthropoda, Insecta, Diptera, Culicidae. The record is from RefSeq and is a predicted model, not a curated record. The transcript is spliced from 3 exons. Bases 340 to 783 code for a protein of 147 amino acids.